Molecule: messenger RNA, 369 nt
Organism: Protopolystoma xenopodis
Lineage: Eukaryota; Metazoa; Platyhelminthes; Monogenea; Polystomatidea; Polystomatidae
Source: the annotation of a GenBank genome assembly
AAGAGUAGAGCUGUCAGCAGCAACCAUGGCAGCAGCGAAAGCCGAGGAGGCGGGUUUUCCAAAAAUACAGGUUUUCCUACCCCUUCUGCUGCCGCCGAUGGAGAUGCUGUAGGUGGUUCGGUCAGUGGAGAAAAGGUUGAAGUUGUUGGCUCGACUUCCUUGGCCUCGAUCAGGUUGAUUGGGAUGCAGAGAGACGCCGGCUUGGAGGCAUUAGGAACUGGGGGAACCGAGCCGAUGAGUGAAACGCUGGGCGAUGAGACAUUUCGUGGGAUUAUAAGGCGCGUUAUUCAGUCGGAGGCGAUGUCUUCGGCCCACUCUUCCAAUGUAGUCGGUCAAAACUCCCCUAGUCAUACUAUCUCGGCUGUGUAG